AUGGUGCAUCAGAUUGAAAGUGGUGGUGGACAAGUGUUCACCGUAGAUGAGUUCAGUGGUGGCACAAAAGAUUCGGCAAAAUGUGAAACACCCAAAAGUUACUCCUUUGAUGAAGCAAUCGAUUUAGUCGGGUUUGGCCGAACCAGCUGGCAGGUGUUCCUGGCGUCGGCCCUAAUUAUGCUGGCCGUUCUGAACGAAACGAUGGGCAUUUCGAUACUGAUCCCGGCAGCCCACUGUGAUCUGAGUUUGUCCGCCACCGACAAGGGCAUGCUAACGGGGGUGAGCUUCGCAGGUGUCAUCCUAACGUCACACCUGUGGGGUUACAUAGCGGACACUAAAGGGCGCAAAAAUGUGAUCAUCCUGUCGCUGGCACUCACCACGCUAUGCUCGCUGGUGUCAAGUAUGGCAGGCGAUUUUGUCACGAUGGCGGUACUGCGAUUACUGGUCGGAAUGUGCAUCUCGGCCCCCUCGGCGACCAUCUACGCAUACCUGGGUGAGUUUACGAAAACACAAAAGCGCACCAUAAUGAUCUCGUUUGCCAGUAUCGCCGUUGGAUUGUCGUACAUCUUCACCGGUGCACUCGGAUGGUUGGUGCUAUCGUUCGACUGGCGGCUUGACCUCUGGAACGUCGUAGAGUUUCGACCGUGGCGGCUGUUGAUCAUUCUAUACACACUUCCCGGAGCGAUCGGAGCCCUCUGGAUGGCCUUCUUACCGGAAAGUCCAAAGUUCCACCUAUCGCAGGGCCAGGACGACAAGGCGUUAGAAAUUCUUCGUGCGAUGUACCUGGAGAGCCAUCCGUCUGCCGGUGUGGAUGAUUUCCCUGUUAAACGAAUUACUCCGGAAAUUAGCGCAGAGGACGUCGUUGGAUCGCGAAAAGAUGCCCUAGCGGUCUUGCGCAAUAUGUGGGACCAAACGGUGCCGCUGUUUCAGCGACCGAAUCUGCUUUACUUUGUUGUGUGUUGCAGCCUGCAGUUUGGGAUGUUUUUUGUCUCCGCUGGUAUGGGUCUCUGGUAUCCGGAGAUCGUUAAUCGAGUGACUUCGGUUGGAGAGGAUGAUACGGAAGCAAUUUGUGAUGUUCUGGAAGGAACGAAUGAUCCGGAUGAGGAUUUCAUCUUUUACAGUAAGGAGGACUGCAACGAUCAGAUGACGCAGGAUGUCUUUAUUUACGUGAUCGCUCUGGGAUCGAUCUACACCUUUUUGUAUCUGAUAAUGUCCGCUGUACUGCAGAAGAUUAAUCGGGGACACAUAUUGGUUUUCAAUCUUUUGAUGUCUGGAAUCUCUGGGAUGUUGUUGGUGCUCAUUGAUGAUCCUUACUUUGUGCUGGCGCUGUUCUGUUCGUUCAUGGUUUUUGCCGGAAUCUCUAUUUCGCUCAUCAAUGGGGCAGCCGUUUCGUUGUUUCCUACGAACGUACGAGCGAUGGCCGUCUGCUUAAGUUUAAUGAUGGGUCGCCUCGGAAGUGUCGCUGGUACCAACCUAAUCGGAUUGAUCAUAGACCGUAAUUGUAAUUUAACGUUUAUCCUAUUUGCUGGAUGUUCCUUAAUUUGUGCUUUGCUGACACUGAUUCUUCCGAGUCGGUGA
Molecule: messenger RNA, 1578 nt
Organism: Sabethes cyaneus
Lineage: Eukaryota; Metazoa; Arthropoda; Insecta; Diptera; Culicidae
Product: synaptic vesicle glycoprotein 2B-like
Exons: 6
Coding region: 1-1578 (525 amino acids)
Biological process (GO): transmembrane transport
Molecular function (GO): transmembrane transporter activity
Source: RefSeq, a predicted model, not a curated record